This is a messenger RNA of Fusarium odoratissimum NRRL 54006, 5247 nucleotides long. RefSeq lists its product as uncharacterized. Bases 3134 to 4903 code for a protein of 589 amino acids. Lineage: Eukaryota; Fungi; Ascomycota; Sordariomycetes; Hypocreales; Nectriaceae. Gene Ontology annotation, biological process: signal transduction. Gene Ontology annotation, molecular function: protein kinase binding. The record is from RefSeq and is a predicted model, not a curated record. The transcript is spliced from 2 exons. Gene Ontology annotation, cellular component: nucleotide-activated protein kinase complex; cytoplasm; nucleus.
CAUACCUAUCCUCAGGUAUUCUUCCAUGAAAAAACUCAGUGGGAUCUCUCCAUUGACCGCUGUUCUGAUCUACGACUCAUAUGUACCUAUGCAGGGACGAAUGAUCCUGGUUUGGUGCGCUGGACACCGAUUAUUCCUUCCGCGCACACCGCCUUUGGUGUUGUGUGUUUGAUCGGAUCGACACCAGCUUCACGAUGCAGGAUUGAGUUGUCAUGAUAUGGGUCUGUUUGUCAUGAAGAGUCAUUCAACUAAUGCAGGAGGUUGCGGUGGCCAUCGUAUGAGAGGCCAUGAAAAGGAAAAUUCUUCCAGGCAAACAAGAAAGACAUAUCAUGCUUGAGGUUUAUCAUAGCGGCGAGCCAUUGAACUCGAAUGAGGCUUUGCGACAUGUAUCAAUGCGAUUUCUUCACCAACCUCUUCACGAGGAAUUCGCAUCCAGCCUAACGUUGGAAAGCCCCAUCGUUGUUCAUGACGAGGUCUAGGCCAGGCACUCGUGGCAAUGCGACCUUGCUAAGCUACCCCAGCAUUGCAUCCAAUAGCUUCCGGUGACAACGGAGCGUACAGUACGUGCAACUUUUCAAAAUUGCGCUAUAUAUGAGAGGGCAGUUUCACGGUUUUGAAGAGCAUGCGAUGCAUGGUGAUCAGAGAAUAUUCAACCGUCGUCAGCCACUAUCACCGUGUUGAUGUGCAGCGUGCUGCUUGAUGUCCCGGAUGCGGUUCGUUGCAGAAGUGAAGAAACCCACUAGCCAACCCGACCGCCAACAAACGCCAUGACACAGUUUACAUGUCGUCAGAGAAGUCCCCACAGCUCUCGAACUGCAGCUACAUGCCCACUCUGCAGAUGCAAGACUGCAGGUUGAGUACUUGUCAUGGAUCAUUCCGAAUAGGUACUUAGACUACCUGAACACUGCGCAUUGGACUAUCUUGAAAAUCAGCAUCAGAGUCAAGAUCGAAAACAUAUUCAGUUGAAAUGGAAAACGUGAGAUGAUACUGUCAACAACGACACGAAAUGCCAGUGACAAAGGUAUUUCCUCGUCAGCUACACCAAAACUGGAGGCUGGGUGACGAGAACAGCCUUACCGUUUGUCACAUCAGAUCCAUAUGCGUUGUACAUACAUACAGGAGCAGUAUCCGUACCUAGGUACUGAGCUUGGCUGAUCCAUCGAGACGCGCUCAUGCCCAGGGAAUCACAAGCUUUUUUUGAUACCUGAUAACAGCCUCAAUUAUCUUAACUUUUCCGACUCGGGCUGCGACUCAUCUCUUCUUGCCGCUGCCUCUGUUCUACUACUGACUCCGUUGCAACUCCUCCUCCUCUUGUUGCGCAUCACCAUCGAUUUUGCUGGACAAAACCCAAAUCAAACCCCGACGUGCUCGUCUUUUGCUUCUUUCAUCACUCCUCGUCCUCGUCCUCAUCCUCAUUACCUAUCUUUUCCGCUUUCGCAGACUCCUUCUAUGAGCUUCUCUUAUCUUCCUCACCAUAAAACCAACCUUCUCACCGUAUCUACUCUGCGUAUCAUCGCAAUAUUUGCCUUGUUCUGCAUCCGGCGAAGCCAUCCUCUCAAACCGCUUAUAACCAAUCCCUGCAUCGAUCGGUCCGGUCGAAGCGGUCUCAGCGCUCUCGAUUUGUACCGUCUGUACCUUUUUCUCGUGUCGCUGGUACUCCCCCGUAGCCGCCAACAAUCUUUAAUUUCGCUCCAGUCCCCCCCAGCCUCGACCAACGCCAAACCGGACUUGUCCUGGUCUCUGCCCGUCCCAUCAACGACUUGGACCUGGCUCUUUUCCCAACCCAACAUCUCUCCCACAAACAAAACAAAAUCUCACUUUACUUCUAUACGCAUUAAAGUCAUUAACUCACUGCUACAUUCUCUCGAUCCCCUUGCGCAGAUUCCACCACCGAUUAUAACACAGAUUCCAGUCAUGGGCAGCUUCACUUUCAAGUGGGAGCAUCCCGCCGACGAGGUCUACGUGACGGGUACAUUCGACAACUGGACCAAGAGCGUUCAGCUCGAGAAGGAGGGCAAUGUUUUCUCCAAGACAGUCGACCUGAAGGAGCCCGAGGGCAAGAUUUACUACAAGGUGCGUCAGCGUCAGCGAGCCUCGACCCGCAAUCCCAACAGCAUCUCUCCUUUUCGACAUUCAAUUUGCAUUUGGCACUGGUUUGGUACAACACAAAUUCUGCCUUCUUCGCCAGCAUUGAAAACAAACAUUCGCAGUUCUUGAGUCAUAUACAGAUGGCGGGGAGAACCAUUGGCAUCAACAGCCUAUCCUGCGCGUUUGCUUCUCCGUAUUGCUCGAACAAGAUGGACGAAUAGCUGUCAUGGCCGUGCCGCCCAGGAAUCCGUGCUUUUGCGCCCAUCGCUAUCGCAAUCUGCAGGGCUUUUUAAGCCUAAAGAGCUUGAAGGCGCAAGAGCGGUGGCUGCCGUAAUCCCAGCCCCCUGCCCAUGGUUUUUUUUCUUGCAAGUUUGCUUCGCUGCCAGGAUCGGGGUCUGAACCCCUGGUUCAUUUCCCUGCCUGUCAUGUCAUGGGUUCUCUGCGACCCAUUAGCAUCUCGCACCAGUCCCCAACCAAAACCCCCCCGCCGUUUAGUAUGACGCAAGUCGACCACGAUCGCGACAGUUCUGGAAUGGAGUUAGUGAGCGGAGAGCGGUGGAAAGUCUGCUACACACAGCCCAUGUCAAGUCUCUGCCUGGCCAUACCAGUAGAAUUAUGUGGCGUCAGGCGACGAUGUUGCGUCGCGCAGGGACAAAGUUCCCUCGUACUGCCAAGGCCUCUUCAAGUCAGCGCUUGAUUUGCUUGCGCGCUAGUGUGCCUGCGUUGCCGACCCGCUCUUGCUCUCAGCUCCCUCCUCCCCUUCGUCAUCGCACCAGCUCAUUAAACUCACUUUAUCCCCCUCUUUUGAACCCAAUUGCUGUUCCUACACUCCUACACAUUUGUCGCAAACACUGCAAAGUCCGUCGCUCACCAGCAUUCUAUCUAGUUCAUCGUCGACGGUAACUGGAUCAUCAAUCAAUCAGCUCCCAACGAGCCUGAUCUCGAGGGUAACGUCAACAACUUCAUCACUCCCGAUCAACUUAACACCGAAACCCCUGGCGCCGCUAUACUCAACACUGUGACUCCUUCGUCUACAACCGCUGCGAUGGCUGCCGAACAACCUAUUGAGAACAAACCCACAGAGGAGAAGACUCUGGGUGAUAAGGUACCUAGCGACAAUGUUGCUACUGAUGGCAAUAUACUGACUUCCGAGAAGCCUACCCAAGACGAGAAACUGCCCCUCGAGACCCCUUCUGACAUUCCUGGUGGGUUUCCCGCUACACCUGCCAACGAGCUCGACACGACCAUUGGCAUCAACCCUCUGCCCGCUUCUGAGGGCGCCGGAAACCCUAUCAAGCUAGAGCCUGGCGAGAAGAUCCCCGAAUCCAUCACCGCUCAAAGCACCGACAAAUACGUCAAGCUCGACAAGGAAUCAUACGAGAAGAGCGACGCUCUCCCUGGCAUUGAGACCGAGCUCCCCCCCGUAUCUUCCAAUACUAUUCCCGAAUCCAGUCUGCCCAUUAUCGGCGCACAGGAUGUUGUCAUUAACUCCGCUGCUCCCACAGCUACUACUGCCGGCCUUGCCGCCGAGGUUCCCCUUGAAUCCAACGGUGCUUUCGUCCCCGAGGUUGUAAGAGAGAGCCAGGAGAAGGCUGGCGCUGUUACUGAGGCCAGCACCGACCCUACGGAGGUCAAGGAAAAGACCAUGGUUGAGGAAGAGCUCAAGGGAACUGUGCCUGAGGCACCCGCUACCUCAGUAGGAACCGCUGGUGUUGGUACCGAGAAGUCUGAGAACACGCCGGACACUAGCCUCGCCGCUCUGGCUGCUACUGCUGGUGGUGCUGUGAUUGCUGCUGGUCUUGCUGCCAAGGAGACAGUGGAGGAGAAGGCCAGCCCUGCGCUUAACAGCGCUGCUGACGCUAUUACCGAUACUGCCAACAAAAACUUACCCGAUUCCGUCAAAGAGCAGCUUCCUGUUGCAGCCCAAGAGACCUUGGCCGCCAAGAACGAGGAGCAGAUUCGACAGGAAGUGUCCCCUGAGGUCCCCGUCGAGGUCAAGGAAUCCCUUGUCGAGGCCGGCAAGUCACCUGAAGCAGCUGCUAAUACUGCCGCUGUUGAGGAUAAGAAGGAGGUAGAGAACGAGCUUCUCAAGGAGGUCAAGCCUGUCACUGGCAUUUAUGAUUCUGUUGUUGAGCAACCCAAAGAGGAACCAAAGCAGGUCUCCCCUGAGGUUCCUGUCGAGGUGAAGGACUCCAUUGCGGAGGCUGGCAAGAGCCCCGAAGCUGCUGCCAACACUGAGGCCGUCGAGGAAAAGAAGCUUGUUGAAGCUGAGCUUCUCAAGGAGGUUAAGCCUGCUGCGACCAUCGAUGAGACCCCCAAGGUUGCUCCUGAAGUCCCCACCGAAGUCAAGGAGUCCAUCGUGGAGGCUGGCGAGCGCCCUGAGGCUGCUGCUAGCACAGAAGCUGUUGAGAACAAAAGGGAGGUCGAAGCUCAGCUUCUCAAAGAGGCCGAGCCUGUUCCUGCUGUUGACGAGGUCAAGCCUCAGGAGACUGAGUCUGAUGUUCCCGCUGUUGCUGCCCCUGUUGCUGCUCCUCUUGAGACAAAGGCUGUGGAAGCCAAGCCUGAUGCUGAGCCUGUGACUAAGCCCGAGGAGCCCAAGGCCGAGGCUAAGACAGAAACCCCGGUCGUUGGUAACGGCAGCUCAGCAACCGGUAACGGCACUACAGCAACUGGAAAUGGCGUCAAGGCUACAGAGACCAAGGCCACCACACCAGCCAACGGGAGCAGCUCGACAGCCAAUGGUGAAAAGAAGAAGAAGCACAACCGACUCAGCUCAAUCUUCAGCAAGAUCAAGCACAAGCUUUCCGACAAAUAGAUGAGAGAAUGAGAGAAUGAGGCAACUUAGCUAAUGUCGCAACGUUGUGGGGUCAGACACGUCUCAUGGAUUUUUGUUUUCUUGCGGUUGGUGUCUUCGUUUAUAAAUGAUUCCCCUGGAUCCAUGAGUAAGAGGAGAGUGGUUGAGAUCGCUGGAGGCGUGGAUCUCUGUCAUAUACCUAAUUCAUAGUCAGUUUUAUGUGCAUGCUUUUGAUUGAUACCGGGCUUCAUGUAUGAUAGCUUCUGAUAGGUCAAAAGAAGGAUAUCGUUUUUGGAUAAAUCUAUGCGAAGCUCUUGUAGUCUAAAGUCAUUCGCAGUCAUGUCAAAAUCACGUUAUCUCAUGCC